This is a messenger RNA of Austrofundulus limnaeus, 4934 nucleotides long. It is a transcript of the gene elf1, whose product is annotated as E74-like ETS transcription factor 1. Gene Ontology annotation, cellular component: nucleus. NCBI's taxonomy places the organism in Eukaryota, Metazoa, Chordata, Actinopteri, Cyprinodontiformes, Rivulidae. Gene Ontology annotation, biological process: cell differentiation; regulation of transcription by RNA polymerase II. Gene Ontology annotation, molecular function: sequence-specific DNA binding; DNA-binding transcription factor activity, RNA polymerase II-specific. The coding region runs from base 944 to 2881 and encodes 645 amino acids. The record is from RefSeq and is a predicted model, not a curated record. The transcript is spliced from 9 exons.
AAGAGGCUGAACGUUCCCGGAAGAUGCCCAUUACACCAGAAUCUCCCAGUGCGUGUCUGAGUCAGGAUAGUUAGUGCAGGCGAAACGUGCUUACACAACACAACAUUUUUUUUUGGUCUGCAACUUAUUAUCGCCAAAAACAACAACAACAAAAAAGAGGUAUUGAGCCAGCAUUUCAAGGUGCACCUGUGAGUGAGUAACAACCACAAAAAAGUUUGUUUAACGUCUGGACAGAGUUGCGUCUAAUUUAUUUUUGUGUUACGCAAAAGUCAGGGAUUGCAACUUUUAGUUCACCGUGUUGUUACCGCGAUGGAUUUUGAUCCGUCAGCUGUGAAAGCCUGCCGCUGAGUCUUCGACAUCUUACCGGGGUUGUAUACCACCAAACUUUGGCCCGGUUCUUAUUUCCCAGGAAAAUGUGACUGCCAGGAAUUCCCCACGCGUCAGCAGCCUCUGUGGGAGAAAACUGCGACCUUGUGUCAGGAAGCAGACGAUUAAAGCUGCGGCAGGAGGGUAAAUGUGACGGUUUGUGAGAUGAUGUAGCUUUUUUAGCACCGUUACAGCAGCCUCCCAACUCCCCAAACACACCGAGGGACCAUUAUGUGUGGUAACGUCGCCUGGUUUCACCAAAAAAUGUCAGUAAAACCACCGAACAUGCUUCACUGAUGACAACUUCCACCAGGGUGUAGAUGCUCCAGGCGCAGCGGGGCCCGGCCUCUGUGUCAGAGCGGGACGAGGCUGCUCCCACCUGGGCCACGGCACUGCCCUGAAGACGCCGGCUCGUGGUUUCUCUCUUCUCUCUCUGUCUCCACGCUGCGCGGAUCAGAAAACAGGACGGAGCACAGAGGCCAUUUUGUGAGGUGAAGCUGAGUGAAGCGGAGAGGGAGGAGGAGUAGUCACAGUGGGGAUAUUUUAGUCUGCUCCCCGCCCUCUGAACUGCACUGCGAUGACGACUGCAGUGCAGCCCAGCGAACUGGUGUUUGAAUUUGCCAGCAACGGGAUGGAUGAAAUGAAUCAGCUGGACGACCCGUCGGUAUUUCCAGCUGUGAUCGUGGAGCAGGUGCCCACAACCGAUCUGCUGCAGGUCUACUCGGGCCUCGAGUCCGAUGAGGUGACGAACGGUAUCAUGGUGGACAGAACCCUGCAUGUGGUGGAGGAGCCUUCCAUGUUGCCAGGAGAAGUGGACCUCUCAGAAACGGCAGUCUCAGGUGCCGAGGACAGCAUAGAGACGAACGAAGCCGCUGCAGCUCUGCUUAACAUGGAGUCUCCCAACAAUAUUUUGGACGAGAAGCGUAUGAUUCACACCUACAGCACUCUGCUGGACUCAGAAAUGACAUACGCCCCGCUGAGGCCCGACCAAAUGGACACUGUUGCCCUUGACGUGUCCCUAGACGAGGACACGUCCUCCAUGGAUGAGAUUCCUCAAAGGUGUCCUUUAAAACCUCAGAAAAAAACCAAAGUGCGAAAGCCCCGGGCGGUGCGUCCCUGCUCUCCUAUCACCACUCCUAACCUGCCACUCAGGAAGAAGAGCAAAGAGGGCAAAGGCAACACCAUCUACCUGUGGGAAUUCCUUCUGGCUUUGCUGCAAGACAAAAACACCUGUCCCAAAUACAUCAAGUGGACACAGCGCGAAAAAGGCAUCUUUAAGCUGGUGGACUCCAAGGCUGUUUCAAAGCUUUGGGGCAAACACAAGAACAAGCCCGACAUGAACUAUGAGACCAUGGGGAGGGCUCUCAGGUACUACUAUCAGAGAGGGAUCCUGGCUAAAGUGGAGGGGCAGCGGCUGGUUUAUCAGUUUAAGGAGAUGCCGUCUGACCUGGUGGUGAUCGACGACGAGGACGCGGUUUCGGACACCUGCGAGAAUCAGAGGUCUGCCAACGGGAGGUCUGUGGUUCGCGGAGGGUCCAAAGGCCAUGGAAGGGCACAUGGUGGGCACCAUGUCGCAGUGAAACACAUGAAGAAGGAGCCCGUUGACGAAAGGCUGUACCAGGACGUUAGCUGUGGACAGGCUGAGCAGCUCCUCCAUUCUGUUCAUGUUUUGCAAGAAAACCAUGGAUCAGGUGUUCAAGACGCAGCACAAGCAGUGAGGACAAUCAGCACUCCUGUAUCGGUACCUAUGGUGCUGACGUCCACUGGCUCGCUGCAGUCAGUCCCCCUCACAACUGUUCUGGCCAACGGGGAYUCCAGCCACUCCUCGCCUCCUCGGGUUAUCCUUCACACCAUUCCCUCCUCGACCGCAGUCGGUAAAGAUGUGCUCACCAUCCAGACGGCCUCUUUAGCAGGUGGWGCCAGCGGCCUGCCGGACGGCCUCCCGCAGCAGCUUCUGGUCACCAGCCUGGGCUCCUCCGCCACCUCCUGCACGUCCCCUCCGGGAGUCAUUAGUUCCGCCGCCUCCAGCCUCAACGGCCUCCCCCGCCUCGUCACCAUCAACACCACCAACGGGCAGACGAUGGUGGCGCAGCAGCCCGGCACCGUGAUCGCCACGGUGCUGAAAUCCAGCGACCUCUCGGGCCUSCAGGUCAAAGAGGAGAUGCUGGACGCCAGCUACUUCCAGUCCAUCGUGAACGGCGACCCGUCGCUGGCCGCGCACGCGUUCGAGAAGGAGGAGAUGGAGGCGGGGGAGGCGGAGCUGCAGUACAGGACUGUGAUCAUCGACACCAGUCAAAGUCAGGGCCACGGGGCCGCACACGAAACUGUAAUAAACGGACAUUACUCCCAGAGCAGCAGCCCCGGUGAGGGGCUGACCCCCGUGGAGGAGCUGGAGGUCCGCGGGGAGAUGUCCCUUCAGCCAGAGCCGGGAAUCAAAGGCCUGCAGGAGCUGCCGCUGUCUGUUCAGCUGCCUGCAAACUUUAUCCAGAUAAAAACAGAACCUGCAGAGGCUUAGAGCGACAGGACUCUUCCACAUAAGCUGAACCCCCCACCACCACACAAAAAAAAAAAAUCAUACAAUAGAAUUUCUGGUGAAAUAUUCUCUCUUCUACCACAAAGAUCUGAUGAAACAUCAGAAGUGAGAGGCGCGUUGCUCUUAAAAGCUGGUCAGUUCAGCCUCAGGAUUUAUUGUUUACUGACAUGUUUUGUGACCAUGUGCCUAAUUUCAAAAAUCUAGGGAGUAGUGGUUUUUUUUUUUCUUCUUCUUUUGUUCAAGAAAAGUUCCUUUUCAGAUGGCGACACGAAUCCCAACACGAAGACAAAAUACUUUCUCUCUACAGGAGAACAUCUGUUGGAUGAACCUGGGAUCUCUGUCCACCACAUGUGCCAGUUAAUUCUUUUUUACUCUACAUCUCGCAUGUCGGACUCACGGUAAUGGAGAACGAAAAGAAAACGAGGCCUGAAUGCCAAACAGUUGUGACGUCUGAAUACGUGCAAAGGUUUCUGAGGGAUGCAUCUGUGUCAUGGUUGUGUCCAAUCUGCCGAAAACAAAAAACAAAACAAAAAAAAACAUCUCAGAGUUUAAUUGAAGAGUGCCUUAUAAGAAGUCCAGACAGCUUGAGACUGUUGGAAGUGUUUGUGGAAAGAAUGAUAUCUAAGUACUUAAUAUUCAUAUAUUUUGAUAUAAACAGAAUAGAUGUUCGUAUAUUCUCCAUUAGCUUUCRCCUUAAAACACUGUGUUAUUAUGGAAAUGGGAAUUUCCCAUCCACCAAGGACAGCAGAACAUCAAAACUGUUUGUACAGGUCUGCAGACUGUGACACAGCAAAAUAGGGAGGAACAAAUGAAGAGACAGAAUCUGCCGAAUAAAACUGAUUUUUAUCAGUUUCUGUCUUGGAGACUCCCAAGGUUUAAAUCCUGUUUAUAUAAAAUAGAAUAUAUAUGAAUCUAUAAUUAUAUAUAAUGUAUGUAUGCAUAUGAAAUGCAAUUGAGAUUAAAUUUUAAGGCCACAACAAAUUUAUUUAUUUUGUGAAUUCCUAAAUUCUGUAUAAAAAAGGCACAUUUGUUUUCUAUUUAGUUGUGUGAACCUGAGGGAAGAUUAAAAAAAAAAAGAAUAUGAACGGUUAAAACAGGAAGCUUAUCUAGUAGUUUAUUUUCUGUAAGAUCGACUUUAUUUGUGUAGCAUUCCAUAUAAUCAGCUUUUUUUUWAAAUUCUGGACUCGAGUCCUCAGCGCAGCAUCAUUAUUCUGUUAUGUUGUGAACAUUUUCUUAUGUGUCUGAAAUAUUUAGUGAAUGUGCUUUUUGUUCCCCACCUUUCAGCGGAUAUACCUCUGUACCUUUUCCAACAGUCAGGCAGUCGUAGCAAUGUAUUCUUUAAAACUAUUUUUUAUAAAGUAUCAAUCAAUCUUUUCUAUUUCUAGGUUUUUUUUUUGUAAUUUUGAAAAAAAAAACUUUCCUUUUUUACUGUUCUCCUUGUCUUCUGUCCUGAUGUCUGGUCAGUUCAGUCUUCAUUUUUUUCCCUGUCCCACUUGGUUAAGAAGCUCUCAGGCCAGCCAUCCAAUUGGCUCCCUGUUUCUGUAGGGAAUGAAGCCAUAUUGAUCGUGAGUGGUAUCGCGGCUAAAUUGGUUGUAGUUUCCAGCCAGACUGUAGCUGCUAAGUGAGGACAUUCAGACGCACUGACCUCCAUCCUUGGCACAGGAGUAAAGGCGACUUUACAGCCUCCCAUCAGCCAAAGAGCUCCUCAUCCACAGGCGCUCUGAAUGUAUGCUUUUUUUUAAAGGACAUGCACAUAUUUUGACAAUAAUUACACUGGGUGACUUCUACAAUAAAAUCUGCCGAAUUUUGGUUGAAAUUUGCUGCUUUUUUUGCAGCUCAUUUUGUAUAUAUACUUCUGUAUUUAGGCUUUUUUUUUUGUUUGUUUCUUCUAAAAGCACUGUUGUCUGUGAAACUUUGAGGUAUGUCCCCUGCCUAUGUUUGGUUGCUUCUGUUGUCUUGGGUUGACCUCCUUUAUGCUGAAAGAUUUUUAAGAAAAAGUCAAAUUGCUAAUUAAAAACCAAAUCCUCUUUGCUGA